This is a messenger RNA of Sphaeramia orbicularis (orbiculate cardinalfish), 1083 nucleotides long. RefSeq names its product folylpolyglutamate synthase, mitochondrial-like. Gene Ontology annotation, biological process: tetrahydrofolylpolyglutamate biosynthetic process. Gene Ontology annotation, cellular component: cytosol; cytoplasm; mitochondrion. The coding region runs from base 1 to 1083 and encodes 360 amino acids. Lineage: Eukaryota; Metazoa; Chordata; Actinopteri; Kurtiformes; Apogonidae. Gene Ontology annotation, molecular function: ATP binding; tetrahydrofolylpolyglutamate synthase activity. The transcript is spliced from 12 exons. The record is from RefSeq and is a predicted model, not a curated record.
AUGCGUAUUGGCAGCCACGUCAGCCUGCCCCAGGGCAGCUGUGGCAACAAGCCUUGUUUACCACCACCAGACAGUCUACAAAACAAAGCUGUAGUCCCGGAUCGACUGCAUGGAUGUCAGGACAGUCCAGGUCUGCAGCAUCAGGUUAUGACCAGGUUUCUCCAUCGCACUGGCAUCACUGUUGGUGAACUGGACAAAUUCAAUAUAAUCCAUGUUACUGGGACCAAAGGAAAGGUGGAUCAACGUGCUUUCGCUGAAAGAAUACUCAGGAAUUCUGGAUUUCGGACCGGAUUUUACAGCUCUCCACACUUGGUUCAUGUCAGAGAGAGAAUAUGCAUCAAUGGCUGGCCAAUCAGCAGGCAGCUUUUCACCAAAUACUUCUGGGAGGCGUAUGAGCAGCUGGAUGACUCAAAGGCCGCCCAUGGAGGCAGCAUGCCCUUCUAUUUCCAGUUUCUCACAAUGCUGGCCUUCCAUGUGUUUCUGCACAAGCUGGUGGAUUUAGCUGGGAUUGAAGUUGGGAUUGGAGGCGAGUAUGACUGCACCAACAUCAUCAGGAAGCCGUGGGUGUGUGGGGUCACCUCUCUGGAUUUUGAUCAUUGCAAUUUGCUCAGUGACACCAUGGAGAAGAUUGCAUGGCAGAAAGCUGGGAUAUUCAAGCCUGGUGUCCCAGCAUUCACUGUCAGCCAGCAGCUAGGUGCUCUGAAGGUCCUGCAGGACAGAGCUGAAGGCAUUGGGUGUCCUCUGUCUGUCUGUCCAGAACUGGAUCAUUAUGAGGCCCUGGUUGGGCCUUUAAGUCUGGGACUGGUAGAAGACCGCAAGCGCUUUAAUGCAUCCCUGGCCCUGCAGCUCAGUAACAGCUGGCUGCAGCACACAGCUCAGGAGACAGGAGGUCUACAGCAGACAGAGUGGUUAGGACGAAACCAGACACUGAGGCGUGGCUCUCUUACAUAUUACGUGGACGGAGCUCAUACCUCAGCCAGUAUGAAGGCCUGUGUCUGCUGGUUCAGAGACCAGACCAACUCUCCACAGCAUCAGUUUGCAACGCGUUGUCUCAAUGCACAGAAAACCAGAGCAUCUGGCUGA